This is a messenger RNA of Synchiropus splendidus (mandarinfish), 4835 nucleotides long. It is a transcript of the gene slc24a4b, whose product is annotated as solute carrier family 24 member 4b. Gene Ontology annotation, cellular component: membrane. The record is from RefSeq and is a predicted model, not a curated record. Gene Ontology annotation, biological process: intracellular calcium ion homeostasis; calcium ion transmembrane transport. Bases 767 to 2605 code for a protein of 612 amino acids. Gene Ontology annotation, molecular function: calcium channel activity; calcium, potassium:sodium antiporter activity. Lineage: Eukaryota; Metazoa; Chordata; Actinopteri; Syngnathiformes; Callionymidae. The transcript has 17 exons.
UGACUUCAAUCUCGUAAUAUUGCGCCUUUGAUCUCGUAGUACUAUGACUAGUCUUGUGAUGUCGACCUUUUUUUUUCUAACGCUCUGUCGUAGAUGUGUGUCUUAAAGAAACGGAUCAUGCCAAGCAAAUGGAUGUCACUGUCCAAACGUUUGCGCGUGAAGAGCACAUCUGGCUGUUUUGGAGUGGGAGAGGAGCGGAGGUGAGCAGAGAGGCGCGCGGCAGGAGGAGGAGGAGGAGGAGGCUCCGCAUGAUCAUUCGCAUGCAGGGAAAGUGAGAGCAGCCAGGUCUCAUUGGAGGAGCCGAAGGGCGCGGAGUAGGAAGGCAGCCGGAGCCGACGGACCUCCUCUUCUCUGUCGUCCCCGCACUGAGGAGGGACUCUGUGGAGGGGGAGGCGCCGCGCGCAGCCUCGGCCGGCUCAGUCCAACAAUUAACCUUGAUGAUCGCAGAUUGGCUCCGUCAUGAGGCGCAGGUGCGGACACUUUGCCAUCCGGCGCAGCUGAGCGUCUGGACACUGACGCAUUCCCUCCUCUUUCCGCGGGACGAGAUGCACGUUGGGAUGGACGCCGGGACUCCGUCGAGAUCCCUGAUCUGAUCCCCCCUCCACCCCCGCCUCCGGACCGCUCGUUGUUCUCCCUCUUGUUGUUUGUUUGGUUUUUUUUUUCGGGUCGUGCGGACGGCGUGAAAUGUGCCCCUCAUCCCGGCUGCGUGUCGCGUAAGAGGCAGUUUCUUUCUCAAGGACGCGAUCUGUGCGAGAGACACAGCGACAUGGAGCAGGAGGACACGAGCGCGGCGCCCAAGAAGAGGAGCCUCUUGUCCAAGAUGUUCAAAGUUCGCAAGAGGAGGGAGAUGCUUCUGGUCCAGGUGUGCUUCAUCUGCAGUGUCCUCUUCGUGGUGUGGAGCAUGUCGGCGCUGCUGACCAGGACAGGUCACGGGAUGACGGUGGGGAACCAUCCGGACGUGGAACCCUGGGGACGACGGCUGAUGGCCUUGGUGUCCGAGAACGAAACGGAGCCCAAGAACUGUUCUGAGCCAGCAAUACACGAGUUCCCCGAUGACCUUUUCUCCAACAAGGAGCGCAAGAGUGGAGCCAUUCUGCUGCACAUCGUGGCCACCCUCUACAUGUUCCUGGCCCUCGCCAUCACCUGCGACGAGUACUUUGUGACGUCGCUGGAGAAGAUCUGCGAGAAACUGGACCUCAGCGAGGACGUUGCCGGCGCCACCUUCAUGGCCGCAGGCAGUUCUGCGCCAGAGCUGUUCGCAUCAGUCAUCGGCGUCUUCAUCACACAUGGAGAUGUGGGAGUGGGCACCAUCGUGGGCUCCGCCGUCUUCAACAUCCUCUGCAUCAUCGGAGUGUGUGGGAUCUUCGCCGGGCAGGUGGUGAUGCUGACCUGGUGGGCCGUCUUUCGGGACUCCUUCUACUACAUCCUGUCAGUCGUGGCUCUCAUUGCAUUCAUUUAUGAUGAAAAGAUAGUUUGGUGGGAGAGUCUGGUGCUGGUGGUCAUGUACGCAGGCUACAUCCUGGUCAUGAAAUUCAACUCCAGCAUGCAGAGAUUUUUCACCGGCAAGUCGAAAAAGAACGUUGCCAAUGGCAACGCGGCGGCCAGCAGUGAGAUGGAGGACGGUAAUAGUAGUUAUGACUAUGUUUGGAGUGACGACCCGUCAUGGCCGUUGCUGUCCACAGUCAAGCCCACGAAGGCGUACAGCCGCGGCUCGGUGGUGAUGGUGGACGAGAUCAUGAACGCCAGCCCCUCCAAGUUCCGCUUCCCGGAGGCCGGCCUGCGGGUGAUGGUGACCAGCCACUUCGGACCCAAGACCCGCCUGCGCAUGGCCAGCCGCCUCAUCAUCACAGAGCGUCAGAAGUUGGUUCAAUCUGCCAACGGCGUGGAGACACAAGUGGUGGACGGGAAGGUGGACAUCGAGAACGGCAACGUCCCCGAGGACAAACCCAAGGAGGCGGAGGAGAACGACACCAUAUCUCCAUUCCAUAUCCCAAGUGGCGCUAGCAGCAAGCUGAAGUGGCUGAUUUCGUGGCCGCUGCUCCUGCUGCUGUUCCUCACUGUCCCCAACUGUGCCAAACCGCGCUGGGAGAAAUUCUUCAUGCUGUCCUUCAUCCUCUCCACCGUCUGGAUCGCUGUCUUCUCCUACCUGAUGGUCUGGAUGGUGACCAUCAUCGGAUACACUCUGGGAAUCCCUGAUGUCAUCAUGGGCAUCACGUUCCUGGCGGCCGGCACCAGCGUCCCAGACUGCAUCGCCAGUCUCAUCGUGGCCCGACAAGGCUUGGGCGACAUGGCCGUGUCCAACACCAUCGGCAGCAACGUCUUCGAUAUCCUGGUGGGUCUGGGGGUCCCCUGGGCCAUACAGACCAUGUGCGUCAGCUACGGCUCCGAGGUGAUGAUCAACAGCCGGGGACUCGUGUACUCGGUGGUGCUCCUGCUGGGCUCCGUGGCUCUCACCGUUUUGGGCAUCCACCUGAACAAGUGGAGGCUGGACGUGAAGCUGGGCGUCUACGUGCUGGUGCUCUACGCCGUCUUCCUCUGCUUCUCCGUCAUGAUCGAGUACAACGUCUUCACCUUCGUCAACCUGCCCAUGUGCAUCGAGGAGUAGAGCUCCAGAACCAAAAGGUCCUCUGGAUCCGACCGGACCUAGCUGCAGACCCUGCUUCCCCCCCGCCCCUCCCGGCCCCGCCCUCUUCUCAGUUCCGGCCGGCGGCUCCAGGAGCGCUGGGCCCCGCGUCUCUGAUCUGUCACACGGUGCUGGUCCCGUCUGCUCAGAUGUUUGGGGGUCACUGCAGCCAAGAUGUUUCUCUUCCCAUCUCGCAUGCCUUUAGAUGUCGGGACUCUCCGGAAGCUCCCGCUUUUGAUUGUCGGUGUUUUCAGUGUGUCACGUUGUAGAUUUAUCCGCGCACCAUUCCAAAGCAAACCAGUGUAGAGAUUAAAAAAACAAAAACGACAAAAAAGCCAAAACCAUUCCUGCACUCCUGUCCCUGGAAUACGCCCCCUGGAGGAGGGCCACGUCCACGGCAGCUCCCCUUCUCCCGGCAUGGAACACAGGUUUCUCUCAUCUGCUUGAACCUUUUCUCAAGGUUUUUGGUCAGGAUGUACAAAAGGGUGCGAAGCGUCCGCAGCCCUGCACAACGUCUGCCCUUCUUUUCUAUCUCCUCGGGAGGUUUUUGUCUACGGAACAGCUUGUUGCAAAAAUAUCGCCUGUUUUUCACUGGAAUUGCACACGGGACUCUUUGCUUUGUGCUGUAAGGAGAUUUUUAAGAAGCUGGUGGUGGUCGACUCGACUCCAGCUUUCUUUUUUUUUUUUGUUUUCGGUCGUUUUGGUUUGACUUUUCCAACUGCACAAGUGGGGCGACCGGCUCGACAUCGGAACCGUCGCCAGCAGCAGCAGCAGCAGCAGCAGCACAGAGGUGGACGAUUGAAAACAAACUGCGUCGGAAGUUUAUGUGGUGGACCGUCAACCUCAGCUAUCAGGGAAACUUUGGAGAAGUCCAGGAGGUCGUGCCGCUCUUGAUUUAAUGUAGAUAAUGCACUUUAACAGCCGUCCUGUCAUUCUCAAUCGACUAGUGCUUCCUUCUCUGCAAGUGUGUGUGUGUGUGUGUGUGUGAGUGUGAGUGCGAGCGUGUGUGAGUGUGUGUGGGCCCUUGCUAGGAUCCUCACUCUGGGCUCACACCGACCCAUCAAGAAAAAAAACAAAAGACACCAUGAGCACACCCCCCGCCUCUGUCUGCAGUGCAUGCUGGGAUGUUCUUUUGAAAAUUAAAAAUGGCUGAAGGUUUCUGGGCGUCGCCACUUUUUCGUCUUUUUUUUUUUCUUCCAAAAAUAGGCAGCUACACUGCAACUUUUACAAAAGUGUUUAGGUGUUGAAAAUAUUCGCCGGCGCUCCGAGCAGCAGGCGCUUGUAUAUGCAAUCUCAAUGUGACGUGACCAGACCCCCGCCAGGGCGGCGCCAUGACACGGUGGGGAGGGGUCCGGUGGAUGAUGUCGUUGGUUUGUCUAGUGAUGUGUGAGCUCACAGGUGUGCGUGAGAGAGUGUGUGUGUGUGAGAGACAGCUGAGCCAAAGCAUGGACUUUUUCCGGCUACUUCACCCUCUCCUCCUUUUUUUUUUUUCUUUGCCGAAGCGCCCCCUGCUGCACGGGGGCGUUACGUCACCCUGACUGAAGCAGCAUGGACGCCGCUCUUCAGAUUUGAUUUCCUCCAGCUGCUACGUCAUGUGACGGGAGGAGGCCACACAGACCCCCCCCCCCCACGUACAAACUGGACCUACUUUGUUCUGGGACUGCAGCAUGUGCAGAUCUGGUUGAUUCACAUCUGUGUGGACUUUUAUUGUUCGUCCUCAGCCGCCGCCGCCGCCGACUUGAAUCUUUUGUCCAGGUCUCUUGUUUUCCAGAGGUGCGAGGGUGAUCACGGUCAUAUCGGCAGGUUGUCUGUCUGCGGGGGGCGGGGGUGUACAAAACAAGCGCACACAAACACGAGAGGAGCGCGUGUGUUUUCUCGACUGAAUGCGACCCGAUGCACUGUGAGCUCAAUGUGACGUGGGAGUCGUUUGUCGAAUCAUAAACAAAAAUAUCUAAAUAUAUAUAUAUAUUUAAUGUAAAGUUAGUUCCUAUCAAACAUUACUGAGGACAUCUGUAUAACUUAUAUGAAUGUAUUGUCUUGCUAUACUGGACAUAUCCAACCAAUGCAUUUUACUGUAAAGCAAUAAUGUGAAGGAUAAAAAAAUAAAAUGGCAAAAUAGUUCCUGUACGUUUGUCUCCACCACUUCCUGGACUGUUUGUGAAAUACAUGGAUUAAAUGAAGCCAUUUGUACACGUAUCUGCUGGUGGGCUGC